Messenger RNA from Cyanidioschyzon merolae strain 10D, 771 nucleotides. RefSeq names its product 3-hydroxybutyryl-CoA dehydrogenase. The record is from RefSeq and is a predicted model, not a curated record. Bases 1 to 771 code for a protein of 256 amino acids. Lineage: Eukaryota; Rhodophyta; Bangiophyceae; Cyanidiales; Cyanidiaceae. The transcript has a single exon. Gene Ontology annotation, molecular function: oxidoreductase activity, acting on the CH-OH group of donors, NAD or NADP as acceptor; NAD+ binding. Gene Ontology annotation, biological process: fatty acid metabolic process.
AUGCAGGUUCCUAGGAUUGUCGGCGUACUGGGCGCUGCGGGUCAGAUGGGCUCCGGUAUUGCUGAAGUCCUCGGCCAGAGGUCUGGUUGCACCGUCCUACGGUACGAUCCCGUAAAAGAACCCGAAAAGGACAUUAACGUCCUUCGAGGUGCCGAAUUCCUUAUCGAGGCCGUACCAGAAGUGUUCGAGACAAAAGUUGCUGUUUACAAAGCUCUCGAAGAAGCCCGAGUCUGGACGGAACAUGUCGUCUUGGCGAGUAACACGUCGUCGUUAUCGAUUACGAGACUCGCGGCUACUUCGAAGUUUCCGGAAAACUUCAUUGGCAUGCAUUUCUUUUACCCCGUACAACGAAUGAAUAUCGUAGAGAUCGUCUGUGGGUUACGAACGUCGGAAAAUACUGUUGAAGUCACGGAGUCACUUGCUCGUAAAAUGGGAAAAGAGUGCGCGCGGUGUGUGUCUGAUAGCCCAGGUUUCGUCUCGAAUCGAAUACUCAUGCCUUACAUCAACGAAGCGAUUGAAACGCUACGUGAAGGGACCGCAGAUGCGAAGGAUAUCGAUCGAAUUAUGAAGCUCGGAACGAACGUGCCCAUGGGUCCGUUGGCACUAGCCGACUUUAUCGGCCUCGAUACUUGCCUCAAUAUUUUGCGUGUGCUUGAACAAGGGCUCCCCGGGGGUUCUGUAAAGUAUAGAGCAUCCCCACUGCUGGUCAAAUAUGUUGAUGCUGGUUGGCUCGGGCGCAAGACUAAAAGAGGUUUUUACACCUAUGACUAG